AUGAGCAGUAUCUUCAUAACUGGAGUCACUGGCUUCAUCGGUGGUGAUGUUCUCUAUGGUCUCACUCAAAAAUUGACAAGCUCCAAGAUUGUCGCGCUUGUGCGGAAUCAAAGCCAAGCUGCUGCAGUUACCGGGAAGUUCCCCACCGUGACACCACUACUUGGGGAUUUGGACUCGAGCGUGGAGAUCAGGCAAGCGGCCUCCCAGGCCGAUGUUGUCCUUCAUUUGGCAAGUUCAAGCCACGAAACCAGCGCCAAGGCCAUCGCUGAAGGGCUUUCCAUCAGCAGACAGGAAAGUCCAACUUGGAUUCAGAUUGCCGGCGCCAGUAUGCUAGCCGGCUCGGAAAUUCAGACCAAGACAUUUGGCCAGCCUGGAUCGAAGGUCUACAAUGACCUGCAAGGAAUCUCUGAGAUCCAUGGGAUUCUUGAUAAAUCCCCAAAUCGCGUUGUUGAUCACCUCGUUCGUGGUCUGGCUUCUAGCAACCCGCGUGCUCGUUCAGCAAUCGUAUACGGGCCUCUCAUUUAUGGCAAGGGCAGAGGCCCCGUCAACCAACGCAGUAUUCAAAUUCCACACCUCGCCCAAGCAUCUCUUCAAGCCGGUCGUGGUCUUCAUGUGGGCCGUGGCCUCAAUACCUGGAACACGAUUCACGUCGCGGACCUGACGAACCUGUUCGUUCAGUUAGCUUGUGAGGCAUCCAAGGCCAAGGAUCCGCAGUUGUGGAACGAAAACGGUGUCUAUUUCGCCGAGUCAGGAAAAAUUACAUUCGGAGACAUCGCGAAGAAAAUUUCCACAUUCGCCUAUUCCCAAGGCUUCAUCAAGUCCCCUGAAGUGGCUCAGAUUGAUGCUGCAACUGCGGACAGACUCACACCUCACGGCUCGGUGAUUUGGGGGACAAAUGCCCGGUACCAAGCAAUCCGGGCUCGGGAACUCCUUGGGUGGUUCCCGGAACAAUACGGAAUUGAUGAAGAGAUCCCACGGGUGGUUUUGUCUGAGGCGGCGUCGCAGCGCGCAAGACCGGCGGAGAAGUUGGCUUAG
Messenger RNA from Penicillium brevicompactum, 1035 nucleotides. RefSeq lists its product as uncharacterized. The coding region runs from base 1 to 1035 and encodes 344 amino acids. The record is from RefSeq and is a predicted model, not a curated record. Lineage: Eukaryota; Fungi; Ascomycota; Eurotiomycetes; Eurotiales; Aspergillaceae. The transcript has 5 exons.